UGGUAUGAAUAUUAGCUUUUGAGGAAGAUGAUGAUGAUGGACAAGAAGAGAUGUUUCUUUGCUGUGUCGUGAGCAGAAGAACACUAGCAAUUAAACCAAUAAAGCAACAAAUGCAUAAAUAAAUCUAUGGACAAAUAGCAUGAAGGAGAAUAUGGAGGAGAUAAAAGCAACACUAAGUAGGGUCAGGGCUGAGUAAUCACUGCAGCCUGAUAUCAGUGGACCAGCCCAGACACCUCACAUGUUCCUUCAAACUCUUUUAGUUCAUCACUCCACCAUUUCAGUCAUUGAUUGGUGGUCAAGUUCAAGUUGAAGGAGGCUCCAAACUUGACCUCCGGGUCACUGUCAGAACCCAACCCUCUCACAGAGGCUCCACCCAGCCGGUCUGUCACAGCUCCAUCUUUUUGGACAGACGAAGACGAAGAAGUGUCGUCUGGAUGUGUGUCGUCUGGAUGUCUCCUCACAUUUGGAUUAAAAACUUGAAAACAUGAAGUUGACAUGGAUGAUGACAAUGAUGAUAACGAUAAUGAUGAGGAUGUCCUGCUCAGGUGUAGGCGGGGCCUCUGAGCUGUCCUUCUUGAAAGAGCCCAGUGAUGUCAUCGCCGUGAAAGACCGCCCACUGAUGCUGGACUGUCUGGUAGAGGGGGAGGGGCCUAUCUCCAUCACCUGGAGGAAAGACGGUGUCGCUGUGGAAACAGGAGUGCUGGCAAAUGGAACGCUGCUCAUCAGCAGUUUUUCCAAGAAGAGGCGGGGCAACGCAACAGACGCCGGCGAGUACGACUGCGCUGCCCGGAACCGCUACGGCAUGCUUAUCAGCCGCAAGGCCCGAGUGCAGCUGGCAUCCCUCCCCAAAUUUGUGUCCCACCCACAGUCAGUGGUGGUGGAUGAAGGGGGCGUGGCCAGACUCACCUGCCAGGUGAACGGUAUCCCUGAGGCCAACAUCAGCUGGCACAAAGACCGACGCCCACUGAGCACCCAGGACCACAGGUAUACACUGCUUCCCAAUGGCGUGCUGCACAUCAACGCCGUUCGCCAAAAUGACAGCGGAUUGUUUCGUUGCGUGGCGUCCAACGUGGCCAAGACGCGCUACAGUCACGAGGCCCGGCUGUCUGUCACCCGGGCAGGAUCCAGGACCUACAAGGAGCCCGUCAUCCUGUCUGGUCCCCAGAACCUCACCAUCAACGUCCAUCAGACCGCCAUCUUGGAAUGCAUUGCCACAGGAAACCCGCGGCCCAUCGUGUCGUGGAGUCGCCUUGACGGCCGCUCCAUCGGCGUGGAGGGCGUCCAGGUUUUGGGAAGCGGGAACCUGAUGAUCUCAGACGCCACGCUCCAACAUUCUGGAGUUUAUGUUUGUUCCGCAAACCGUCCGGGAAGUCGAUCUCGACGUACGGCGCUCGGACGCCUCGUGGUGCAAGCACCCCCUGAGUUCGUCCACUGGCCCCAGACGGUCUCCCGGCCAGCAGGGGGCAGCACUGUCUUCAGCUGUUCGGCGACCGGCGUUCCCAAGCCCCACAUCAUCUGGCUCAAAAACGGAAAACUACUCGAUCUGGGUGCCAACAUCAAGCUCGCCAAUGGAAACACGACGCUCGCCAUCACCCGCAUUGCCCCCAGUGAUGAGGCCAUCUACCAGUGCAUCGCCGAGAACAGCGCCGGUGCCAACCAAGCCAGCGCCCGUCUGGCCAUCAGCCAAGGACCUGACCUGCCCGAAGCCCCGAGUGGCCUCCUGGUCACGCCCCUUAGCUCAAGUAGCCUUCAUCUUACGUGGGAGAAGCCACCAGAAGACGUCAGCCAGCAUAUAAUCGGAUAUGUCCUGCACAUCCGGAGGCUUGGAGAGGCUGACAGUGAAGAGCUACAGGAGGCCGUCAGUAAGACCACAUUUCGUCACGAGUUCUCCAACCUGGAAGCAGCCACCACCUACUCCAUCUACUUGAAGGCUUAUUCUGCUCUGGGAGGAAGUCGACAGUCCAGCGUCGUCAUCUCCACCACACUAGGGGGCGUUCCCAGUCCUCUCAGUUUCCUCACAAAGGUUCUGAACCAGACGGCCUUGCGGGUGUACUGGGAUCUGCCCAGUAAGCCAGGCAAGGUGGAGGGCUUCAGACUGGAGUACUACAGGGUUUCCAACCCUCAUCUCAAGGGCCAGGAAACCUUUCCAGGACAUAUCAACACACACAUCUUGUCCAACCUCGAACCACACUCACUUUAUGAGAUCCAGCUGGCAGCGUUUAACGGGAAUGGAGAAAGUCCAGUCACCCGUCACCUCGUGUCCUUGGAGGAGGACAAAAAGACUGCAGCAGCAGGUCCGAGUUGCAAGUGCGACUGGUCUGAGAGUUCCAGGUGGACGGUGCUGCUGGGCGUCCAUGGCAGUGUGGCGUGUGUCCUCUGCUUCCUACUCUUCGUCCUGCUGGGCUACAGACGAAGGAAACCCCCGCCUGCUGUGAGUGAUGUCAGCGCUUCAGCCGAGGACGCUGAGACGAGGUGUGACUCCGCCCCUUCCCCUGUGAUGGUCAUGUUGGAAAUGACUCCACCACAUGACAGUCACACCUCUUGCCUUUAGACCUCGCCCCUUUACAGCUUUACAUUAGGUCACAUGACUUCCUCCUCACCGAAAGCCAAAAAAGUGGACCCAAACAACCUAGGAGAAGCUUCAACAAGCUUCCUUUUGAAACCAAAAGUGUGCACACUGAGGCCUUCCUUCUAAGUGGACCCUCGCCCUCAUCACGUGAGCAGGUUGACAUCUUCAUAAUGUUCACAGCUCGUCUGCCUUCUGCGUGUUCACAAACGUCAAGUUCUCCAACAUGUUGACCUCCAAAGAGAACCACCUUGACACCAAACCACGUGACCUUUUCUGCCAGUUUACGCUCAAGAUCUACCUCAAAACCAAAUCCCAUCCCUUGCUUCACGGCAACCAAGGUCUGUCUGAAAGGACAGGCGCGCUAAUGUUUGGACUGUUGACAUUGAAUUGAAAACUUUCGUCAAGUUGAAGUCGUUAGAAACUUGCAUAGAUUUUUGCGUUCGGAGUUUCACGUCAAGUCAGUAACGAGGCGGACGGAGGACUACCGUCCAAAGAGGACUUUUCUGAGUUGUCUUCGACAACGGAACCAAAAUGUGUUCUUCUUGUUUAGAUGAAGUGUGAUGCUGCUACCCCCUGCUGUCCACAUGAAGCAAUGCUUUAAACACAUUUCUAUUCUCUUCGUAUGUUUUAUUCUCAUGAAAAAAGAUGCUUUAAAGUUUGUGUCACACUUGAUCUUAGUUUGUUUCUUUUAGGUCAA
Molecule: messenger RNA, 3266 nt
Organism: Dunckerocampus dactyliophorus (ringed pipefish)
Lineage: Eukaryota; Metazoa; Chordata; Actinopteri; Syngnathiformes; Syngnathidae
Product: immunoglobulin superfamily DCC subclass member 3-like
Exons: 14
Coding region: 485-2551 (688 amino acids)
Biological process (GO): axon guidance; cell-cell adhesion
Cellular component (GO): axon; plasma membrane
Molecular function (GO): protein binding
Source: RefSeq, a predicted model, not a curated record